Molecule: messenger RNA, 1065 nt
Organism: Portunus trituberculatus (swimming crab)
Lineage: Eukaryota; Metazoa; Arthropoda; Malacostraca; Decapoda; Portunidae
Product: clock-controlled protein 8-like
Exons: 7
Coding region: 34-1065 (343 amino acids)
Source: RefSeq, a predicted model, not a curated record
UGACCAGCACCAGCACAUCCGGGACUCAGUGUUAUGGCGGCCACGAAGGAGGACGGACGCGCUGCACCUCCUCCCGCCGCUUCCUUGCAACCCACUGCUGAGGAGCGCAGAAAGAGUGAGGCAGGGGGCGUGAUAGCCGAGGGCGCCGCCACCAGGAGGAGAAACUUCCCAGGCACGUGCGACCAGGGGCUGGGCGUGAGUGUGGCCCGCCAGCCCUCAGAGAUGGACCCACACUAUGAUGCGGAAACCCCUCUGUGUACAGCUGAGUCUGGCCCCCUAGACACCAGCGACCACCACCACCACCACCGCCACCACCGUCACCACCACCACACACCGCGCCACCACCCACGCCACCACCACCACCACCACCACCAUCAUCACCACAAGAAGAAGAAGCACAGAGAGAGGGAGAGAGAAAGAGAGAGAGGACACCCCAAGAAACACAGGCAUAGGGAGAAGGAGAGGGGGGGUGAGGCAAUCCUGCGGUGGAGGGGCGACAAUGAGAGUAGCGGCGGCAGCGGCGGCGGCACACCUGACAGAGGACAGGAGAGGAGCUUCACCCCACCGCCCCUCCGCCUGCCACCCCGGAACCACUUGGGGUCUUCCUCGGAUGGCGGUGACUCCUCCGACUCCCUCUCCCUCACCCCUCCCCUCACCACCCCGCCAGAACCACACCUCCACCCCACCCUGCUGAGCCACCCCGGGUCCCGCCACACCCACCCCUGGGCUCAGCGUCCCCUCCAAGCCCCACUCUCCCCUUCUUCUUCCUCCCGUCCCCUCCCACCCAGGCGGCCACCUCACCCCCACUCCCGUCUCUCAGCCCUGCCUGGCCUCCGCAUCCCCGCCACAGUCUCCGGAGAUUCCCCGCCCCUCCCAAGUCCCCGCUGCCCCAACACCACCCCAGUGACACUCAAGCCCCCACCAGUCCAGGGGAGUGGCAGGGCAGUUUCCCCAGGGACACCUCCCUCCCCAGUGCCCUGCCACACCCCGCCCCGCAGACUCUCCACCUCCCUCCCGGCCUCUCAGUCUGCCCCGCACUCCUCCCCCCAAAGAGGAGGUCCCUGA